This is a messenger RNA of Funneliformis mosseae, 270 nucleotides long. Lineage: Eukaryota; Fungi; Glomeromycota; Glomeromycetes; Glomerales; Glomeraceae. The record is from the annotation of a GenBank genome assembly.
AUGUCAAUGAGUGUAAAAUCUUUUCAAAGAGCGUCAAAAACCUUAUAUAAGCCUAUAUUGCAUUCUUCUCAGGACACUUCCUUCCCUAUUUACGAACACAUUGAUGAAUUUUCGAUCAUCUACGUUACAAUUAGCAACAUCGUUGAAAGGAUUUGUGAUCUAUGUGUUAUUCUGGUGCAGGUCGGUGAAGAAUUAGACUCUUCAAAAGGAGUAUGGACGGAGGGUAAGAGUUUGCAUAACGACAAAUGCUGUACGACACUACAGUUGUGA